Messenger RNA from Toxorhynchites rutilus septentrionalis, 2049 nucleotides. RefSeq names its product b(0,+)-type amino acid transporter 1-like. Gene Ontology annotation, molecular function: L-amino acid transmembrane transporter activity. The coding region runs from base 548 to 2005 and encodes 485 amino acids. Gene Ontology annotation, cellular component: membrane. The record is from RefSeq and is a predicted model, not a curated record. Gene Ontology annotation, biological process: amino acid transmembrane transport. The transcript has 6 exons. Lineage: Eukaryota; Metazoa; Arthropoda; Insecta; Diptera; Culicidae.
AUUGUUGACGACAUCCCCGAACAAUAAGAUUAACACGCCGAGUACAUAGCUCAUAUAGCUCAGCGCUCAUUUUUAUAACAACUAUGCUGAACCCGAACUUAUUGGUUCACAUCAGAUUACUUCGCUCGGAAAUUUGUUAUCAGACAGCGAAAACGUGAAAAGCCUCCGUGAACUCUCUCGCCGCAGUCAGUAACAUUUUCGCGCUCAACUUGCUAGCAUUCCGGUUCCUGCAACGGCGUUAUCGUGUUGUGUAGAUUUUUUAUGAUCUAAAAGGAAAUUUCAGGUCAUCUUUAGUUCUCAAUAUGUUCAAAUAAACCUUCGGUGUGGUUUCGACCAAGCUGCGCCAUGUUGUAGUGUGCAUCUCGUUCUACGUAGAGGAUACUGCUCGUUUAAGCUCUUCAAAUCACUCAUACUGUUUUUUUGAACGAACCGAGUCGCGAUUAACAACGAAAAGAGCCAUGCUGCCAGAUACAAGUGCGUGCUGAGACAAACAGUUACAUAUUUUCACCGGUUUAUACACGAAAAGUACGCGGGAGUGAGCUUCAAGAUGACAGUUAUAGCGGAACCAAAAAGUGGUGGACUCAAGCGUGAGAUGGGCUUGAUGUCUGCCAUCAACGUUAUUCUCAGCGUUAUGAUCGGUUCGGGGAUAUUCGUCUCACCAACGGCCGCUCUCAGGUACUCUGGAAGUGUCGGAUUUUGUCUAGUUGUGUGGACCGUGUGUGGAAUAGUCUCACUGCUGGGAGCAUUGUGUUUUGCUGAGCUGGGAACCGUUGUGCCACGAUCUGGAGCAGAAUAUGCAUAUCUGAUAGAAGCAUUUAAGAAGUCCCACAAAUUCUGGGGUCCACUGCCAUCGUUCAUUUGUGCCUGGGUUUACGUAAUGGUAUUACGACCCGCUGAAAUAGCCGUAAUUAUUUUAACAUGUGCUGAAUACUCGAUCUUACCGUUUAGCCAAAUACUUGGACUGAAAAACUUACCUGAAGAUGAUCUUCAUAAUCUUAUCAAAUUGAUUGCUCUACUAGGCUUAGGAAUAAUCACAUACAUCAAUCUAAGCAGCGUAAAACUUUACGUCACCAUAAACAACAUCUUCGGCUUUUGUAAGGUGUUUGCCUGUCUCGUCGUGAUAUUUGGUGGUAUCUACCAGCUGGCGAUCGGAAAUACGGAGAAUCUUUCCAGGGGCUUUGAAGGGAGUAACUUUAAUCCUGGUCACAUCGCGUUAGCUUUCUACAAUGGAUUGUGGGCUUACGACGGCUGGUCCAGCGUCACCACAAUAACGGAAGAGAUCAAACGGCCUGAAGUAAACAUCCCCCGCUCGAUCGUGAUCGCUGUACCCAUCGUCACCGGUUUAUACGUUUUCAUGAACAUGGCAUACAUGACGGUACUAUCUCCCGAAGAAAUGAUGCGAUCUGAGGCGGUCGGGCUUGACUUCGGCGACCGAGUGUUGGGAUCGUUCUCUUUUCUGAUUCCUCUAGGCGUAGCGCUAGCCACGUUCGGAUGUGCCCUCAGUAUCCAGUUUGGAGUUACUCGCUUGUGCUAUGUUGCCAGUCAGGAGGGGCAAAUGCUGGAACCGCUAUCAUACAUCCAUGUGCGCCGGCUGACUCCGGCUCCUGCCGUAGCAAUGCAAGGCAUCCUCGCGCUGAUGUUUAUCCUAAUUGGCAAUAUUGAGAUGCUAAUCGAAAUGGCUUCCUUCCUUAUCUGGUUCUUCUACGGCGCAGCAGUUAUUGCACUGCUUACUCUUCGCAAGACACAACCCAAUGUCCACAGGCCCUAUAAAGUGCCACUGGCAGUGCCGAUUUUCAUUCUUGCCAUGUCCAUAUUUUUAUCGAUUGUGCCAAUUAUUACUGAUCCAUCGCCAAAAUAUUUCUUCGCGGUGGGAUUCAUACUAAGCGGUGUAGCUGUCUAUACUCCCUUCGUGUAUUAUAACAUCCGACCUAAGUGGAUGAAUCAUGUUACCUAUCUUAUACAGGUACUUUUUGAAGCUGUCCCAACGUCUGAGAAAUCAGAAUGAGUAUUGUUGCUGUUUUUAAUAAAAAAAAAAUAUUUUGAAAUAUA